UUAAUUGUUAUAUAUUUAGAAAAAGACAAAAAUUAUCUGCGAUUUAUAAAGUACAGAAAAUAAUUUGAGGUUUUUUUUAAUCCGUAAAUAUUUUGAUUAUAUUUUUACAACAAAAUUUAUGAGAUUUCUUAUUAUUAAUGUCUCCUAUGCCAAAGGAUAACAAAUAGCGUGCAGUUACUCCAAGAGAAAGUUCAAAGUGCCAUUUCACAAAGCAACACACUGUGUACAAGACCUAAGGAGUAUGUGUAGAAAUGAAGAAAUGUGAUGUAUGUCACCACUCUGAGAGUGAGACUCGAGAUCGUUCCGCAAAUGACAGAGAUCCCUUGAUUAAGGGUCCAAUUGUCUUACCUGAGGAUCCUCACGAUAAUUUGAAUUUAUCUUGCGGCAUUUGCACGAUGUUUCCGUCGUGCAUGUCGAUACUGCCAAGACGCAAUGAGCCUCGGCCCCCAAGACCGGGACAAACGCCGGUGGUCCUCAAUGUAUACGACAUGUAUUGGACGAACUGGUAUACAGCCGGUGCAGGGGUGGGUGUAUUUCACAGUGGGGUCCAAGUACACGGGUCAGAAUGGGCGUAUGGGGGUCAUCCGUACGCGUUCACGGGCGUGUUUGAGAUAACACCACGCGACGAGCGGGAAUUAGGCGAACAAUUUCGAUUCAGACAAAGUGUACAUAUAGGAUAUACAGACUUCAGUGAAGAGGAAGUACGGAGACUUGUUACUGAACUCGGCAAGCAAUUCCGGGGUGACAGGUAUCAUCUUAUGAACAAUAAUUGUAAUCACUUCACGUCUGCCUUUUGUUUGGCGCUAUGUGAUAAAGACAUUCCGGCGUGGGUGAAUCGCCUCGCGUAUGUCAGCUCCUGCGUGCCCUUCUUACAGAGGUGUUUGCCCAAGGAAUGGUUGACGCCGGCCGCGUUGCAACAGUCGCUUGCCGUGCACUCGCGCUCCUCGUCGCCCAUCACGCCGCAAUAGCACCACGAGGAGCUGCUUUGACGCAGACAGACAGACAAAAGUGUUGUGCGUUUUAGUGUUUAGUCUUAGUUAACAAUAACUUUGGCGCAUUGUCAACUUGUACUUAGUCAUCGAUGCGUUGUUUUGUAUAGGAAUAUAUAUUAUUACUAAAGAGUUAUAUAAUGCGCGUUUAAGUUAAUGAAUACGCGUUUGUCAGGCACAGGUGGCUGCAGGAACACAACAUACAGACAUCGGAGGUUGAGAGGUUGUAGCGCUGCUGUUUCAUAUUUGAUAAGUAUUAUUGCAGGCUCUAUAAUUAAAAACUAAAAAUAACGAGUUGCCAAAAUCAACUCUAUUUAAGUUAAAAUAAUAUAGAAGUGGUUCGUAACGUUAUUGUGACAUCUUCUCUAAAACUUUUACAUAAUUUUGAAUAUUAGAAAUUGUUCACGUAAGAAAUUUUAAUGACAGGUUUUAGGAUGAAAUUAAUAGAAAAUUGAUAACGAAUGUUUAAAUCAUACUGAAAAACUGACUUCAAAUCCCACGUAACUUUAGUAAAGAUUUUUAUGUAUAAAUAUGUUAUAUUAUGCGUGAGCCCCUCGUUGGCAAACAAUGGUAUUGAAAUUUUUCGUAUUACUAUAGAUAAAUCGAGUGAUGAUUUCAUAUUGCAGUCUUUAUAAUUUAAAGUAUAAAUAACGAGUUGCCCAGAUCAACUAUAAAUUUAAACAAAAAAUAUUGUUAGUAAAUUUCUUAACUAUUUCAUAAUGAUUUCUUAGUAAUAAACACAAUAAUUACAAGGUAAACGCAUCGGAGUGACAUAGGUUUUAAGUGUUUUUGGAAAUGAUUUUUAUAAGUUAAUAGCUUCGCGGAUGUCGGGCGCCUUAAAGAAAUUACCCUUAGCCUCUACCCUAAUAAAAAUAGUUGUGCCUUAAAAACAAGACUUAUACCGGACGCAGCUACAAUGCACUAAAUGUUAGUCGUAAGUUUUGUAUUUUCUUUCUGCUACCGCUCAAAGUAUAGUUCCUAAAUUAAACAUAGUUUUCUGAUAGUUAUUUGGUCGACCAAUUCUAAUUCUAUUAUAUGUAACUUUGUUUGCGAUCUGACGAACCAUUUUUUCCUUUUGCUAUCAAAUUGCUUGCUAUUUAAAAGUACUUCCAGAACUUUCUUAGGCUCUCUUGUCAAAAUUUAUGUUGAGUAUCCAGAGAUGUUUGUAUCAGCACUAUAAUUACGUCUCUAUUGCUACGUACUAAAGUUUAUUUUAUUAUAAUUUGUUUUGACGGCCAAAUGUAUUUCUCUCCCCGAUUGGUGACCAAAUAAUUAAUUAGAUAAUCCCAUAACAUUUUCUCCGUGGUAUUUCUUAAUUAUAACUUAGCUGUAGUUUUCCGUCCGUUUAAUUCAUUAGAAUAUUUCACUCAUCACUUUAAUGUAAUCAUAUGCAUCACACGCGUUGGGAUAUAAUUAUUAAUAUUAUUUUAGGUAUUAACAUUUUUUUAAAUAUAAAUACGAAAGUUACACCAUUUUUCUCUUCGGUUUAGUCUAACACUAUAUAUUUAAAUAGAAUUUUGUUUCUAUAUCGAGAAUUUAUUUAAUUAAUAAAGCGAUUUAAAGUUAAGAGACACUCACAAAUAUUUACAGUCAAUACUCAAAUCAAAGGCCUAGGCCUUCUGCGUCGCUCGAUUUAAUCGUUUUUUUCACAAGAUCUUAAUUAUGUAAUAUACAUGAAUUAAAAUGAACAUUUACACAAUCUAAAUCGAUUAUAUCUGUUACAGAAGUUUACAGUACAAUAUUUAUUUGUAUGUAAUUUAUUAUGUAAAGUAUAUAACUAUAUCCCACGCUUUCAUAUAAUGUAAAAUAUAAGUGUUUUUUAAAUAAUUAUUGUGCCAUGUUGUUAUUCUAUUCAAAUUAAGGGUGUCAUUUAGAUUACUAAUAUCGGUAUUAUUCAUAACCGUACUAUGAACAAGUAUUAAGUGUUUUGUUUUUGGUUAUUGGCUAUUUGAGGCUUUGGUACGGAUUUGAAUAAUACACUUAUUGAUUUUAAGUAGUUUUAAAUGGAAUUUGUAUAAAUAAAUUCACCAAAUGUUUAUAGCAAAGUGUUGGGUUAAUAAGUCUAAUCAAUUUAAAAUCAUAAAUUAUUUAUCGCUUUACUUGGCUCCAAGUAUUUUAAUAACGCUUUUUCGAACGCAUAAACUCUUCGGAGCCUUGUUCUAACAUAAUGAAUGAACGAAUCACUUAUCAAAACUCAAUUCGGUUCGACUCUUUAUUUUAAAGGUUCUAUAUAAGAUUGUAUGCCUUUGUUUUAGGCAAAUUGAAAUUCGAAAAAGCUGAACGCCAGUAAUGUAAGGCACUCGAAACGUUGAGGUAAAUUCGCGUUUAUGUGCAUUAAACGAGUUACUUAUUAUCUGACGGAUCUGAAAUUUGAUCGGAUCCGUAUACAAGUUUGUCACGUGAUAAUAACGAUUAACCAAACAUAAUGAUAAUAAUGCGUAGGGUUACAAAAUAGGUUAGGACAUGCUGUAAAUAGUAACUUGACAAUGCGCCAGUGAAUUAGAUAUUGUUGUAAUGGAAUGAGCCUCAUUUGUAUGCCUUCAAGUAGAUGGCGCUAUAAUAAAUAAAAAUAUCUUUUUUUUAACAGGUGACACUUAAAUGCCAAGCUGAAAUAUAACUUCUAAUAGCGCCACCUAUUGGGAUUUUGUGUCGGGUUUUAAUUUGAUAAGAUUGUAAUAUAAAUACAUCGCGUAUUAUGUUAGUUUUUUUAAUAGUUCGCAAUUUUCUUCGUAUCGAUUUUUUAUUGUAUACAAAUUAAUUUUCUGUGUAAUAGGCCAGAAGCCAAAGAACAUUUUUACAGUUCUUGAGUGGCUUAAAACAUGACAAACUUAAACUUUAUUAGAAGUGAACAGAUCAAAGUGUAGAGACAAAUAUGGCCUAGGUUUAGAGAAGUGGCAUUCAUAUUAUUAUUUUAUAUUAAAAACAUUUAGUGACAAAAUUUUAGCAAACUAUUUUAAUGUUUGAUUGUACUAAAUUGGCAUUUAUUACUUUUAAUACGAUACUCGAACAAUUAUUUUUUAAUUUUCUCAAAGCCUGGAGGGAAAUGUUUGUCGUAAGCGAAGAUAGUAAUGUGACUUAGUUACUUUAAGGUAUGGUUUGGAUAAAAUCUCUAUUUUAUUAUUUCUAUACCUAGGUUUACUGUUAAGUACUCAUUGUUAUGAAAAAUGCUGGAUUCUUGUAUGUUGUAAAGGUUAUUUGUGAAAUAUGGGAACCCAGUGUAAAAUGUUAACAAAAUACGUAUGACUGAACGAUAAGGUUUUCGGAAAUAUUGUAACAUUAAAAAUAUAUCGGCAUUAGAGUUUUGAAAAGUAAACAGUUUUCAAA
Pieris brassicae (large cabbage white) is the source of this 4313-nucleotide messenger RNA. RefSeq names its product deubiquitinase DESI2. NCBI's taxonomy places the organism in Eukaryota, Metazoa, Arthropoda, Insecta, Lepidoptera, Pieridae. The record is from RefSeq and is a predicted model, not a curated record. Bases 252 to 968 code for a protein of 238 amino acids. The transcript is spliced from 9 exons. Gene Ontology annotation, biological process: protein deubiquitination. Gene Ontology annotation, molecular function: deubiquitinase activity.